CCUGUGCGUACCGUACGUACGAGUACGAGUACGAACAUUCGUACCAUACCGUACGGUAUCGUACCUCCCCGACAAUCGGGAAAUCAAAAUCUCUCACCCGAUCCUACGGUACUACUACUCUCUGCUGUCAGUGAUCACACGGCAGUAUUUUUUGUGCUUUCCACCAUGGGCGACAACAGCAACAGCAACAGCAACAGCAACAGCAACACCAACAGCCAGAGCAACACCCCCGGAGCAGCGGGGACCGCCGCGACGGGCUUUGCCACCGCGCUGGUGGCGGGCGGGCUGGCGGGAACCAGCGUCGACGUCGCGCUCUUUCCCAUCGACACGCUCAAGACGCGGAUGCAGUCCCCCCAGGGGUUUGCCAGGGCCGGGGGCUUCCGGGGGAUYUACAACGGGCUGGGAGCCGCGGCGGCGGGAUCGGCCCCCGGGGCCGCCCUGUUUUUUUGCUCCUACGAGGUGAGUCGUGUCGUGUCGUGUCGUGUCGGGCGUUGUCUUUGGGUCUGGGUGCGAAGGAAAGGCGAGUCGAGUCGAGUGGAGUCGAAUGGAGACGAGUCCAGUCCAGUCGAGUCGAGACGAUGGAGCUGCUCCCGCACACCGAGAGUCCAAUCGAUCCGAGGCAUGCAUCUCAUUCGCGCCUUUUUUUGUUUUGCCCUUGCUUCCAAAUUCGAAUGCAUUCCAUUCCAAUGGACACCAAUCCAAUCCAUUUCAUUCCAAUCCAUUUCAUUUCAUUCCAAUCCAACCCGAUCCGAUCCGCGAGGCAGAAAUGCAAGCCCGUCGUCCGGCGGUGGCAGCGCGAUCUGRCGGGGGGCGGUUCCGGCGCCCCGGAAACCGGCUGGAACAGCCCGGCCCUCUCCCACAUGGCGGCGGCCUCCAUCGGCGAGUCGGCGGCCUGCCUGGUCCGGGUGCCCACGGAGGUCAUCAAGGCCCGGAUGCAGACCAGCACCUCCAGCGCGUCCUCGCUCACCAAGACCGUCCGGUCGGUCCUGGGAGAAACCCACGGGAAAGGCGGGGGCCUCCUCGCAAACUGGACGGGCGGGCUCUACCGGGGGUACGGGAUCACCCUCCUGCGGGAGAUCCCCUUUGCGAUGAUCCAGUUCCCGAUCUACGAGUUUCUCAAGRCCUUCUGGACCGAGACMCUCCGGGACGGGGUCCCCGUCAACCCGGUCCAGGCGGCCGCCUGCGGGAGCUUUGGGGGGGCGGUGGCCGCCGCCGCGACGACGCCCCUGGACGUCGUCAAGACCAGGCUCAUGCUGGGGGCCGACGCGGACGGGAGGCCCUACGACAAGGGGGUCCUGGACCUGGUCCGGCGGACCGCCGAGGAGCGRCCGAGCCGGCCCUGGGCCGUCUUUUUCAGCGGCCUGCAGCCCCGGGUGGUCUGGAUCUCCAUCGGCGGCUUUGUUUUUUUCGGGGCCUACGAGGGGUUCAAGACCUCCCUGUCGCCGGUCCUCGGCUGAGGCGCUUUCGGUGGGUCCGGUGUCCGCGGACGGGCCGGUCCCCGUGCCGUUUCUAGGAGAACCAAACGAAAGACCUCUCGGUGCCAUUGGAUGGAAUGAUACAGUUUUGUCGAACCAUCGAAACCGCCGCGGAAGGGGCCUCUUUGUCGCUGCCAACCAUCGCUGGAGUUGCGCAAGACGAGGCGCACCACGCACGACACAACACAACACAACACAACACAACACAAGCAAGCACACGUGCACCGGGCCCGCAAACAGCGAACUUAGUCGUCCGCGAGUGCAGCAUAAAUCGUGUCACGGAAC
Messenger RNA from Pseudo-nitzschia multistriata, 1760 nucleotides. Lineage: Eukaryota; Bacillariophyta; Bacillariophyceae; Bacillariales; Bacillariaceae. The record is from the annotation of a GenBank genome assembly.